Messenger RNA from Triplophysa dalaica, 6749 nucleotides. It is a transcript of the gene camta2, whose product is annotated as calmodulin binding transcription activator 2. The record is from RefSeq and is a predicted model, not a curated record. Gene Ontology annotation, cellular component: nucleus. NCBI's taxonomy places the organism in Eukaryota, Metazoa, Chordata, Actinopteri, Cypriniformes, Nemacheilidae. Gene Ontology annotation, molecular function: double-stranded DNA binding; transcription coregulator activity; protein binding. The coding region runs from base 735 to 5162 and encodes 1475 amino acids. Gene Ontology annotation, biological process: regulation of transcription by RNA polymerase II. The transcript has 23 exons.
AGUGACAGCUCGCGAGUAACCGUUUAUCUGAACCUGUCGGCGCUGUUCGGUCCGGUUGUGGUGCUCGUGCAUGUGUCUAUUCCACGCGUUAUUGUGUCGUAAAUGUUUAGGGCCUGUCAUAUUUAUGAGCCAUCAUAUGUAUAGUACUUCCAGUCCGGCCCGAUCGCGCGCCUGUUUGUUUAUUCAUGUGCGUUUGUAUGUUCUGUGGUUCUGUUGUUUCUGGUCUGGUCAUUUGCGAACAUUGUCACGUGGAAGUACAGCGGUUUACCGCGUUGACAAUUCGGUGUCGCGCCAGGUAAAUACCACGAUACCAUACCGGUACGUUGAAACGAUGAUCUCUGUUAUGUUACCAUGGCAAAACCAAGUUUUCCGUUCACUACCUUGAUCGAUACUGCAGUGCAGUAUCCUUUAAAACUGUGAUGAUCAUUUUAAAACAAAGCAGUGUACUGAUGGAGGAGAAGUGACGUCACAUCAAACCAUCAGCAUUAGAUCAGCAGCUGAAGUCAAACAGGAGGAAUACUGUGUGUGUUCUAAGAAUGUGAGAACACAUCUGAUCACCUACUGCUGCUGUUACCAGGCAACAAAGAUAGAGAGAGACAGUCUGGCUGUAGAGAGCGGCAGACACAGACAGACAGACAGACAGACAUGCUUCCAAAGGAAGAACGAGUCUGUGCACACGGUGACACUGUGUGGCCGUGUUUUCUUCACUGGACCGUGUGACUGCGUCCCCCCGUAUGACCUUCAUCAUGAACAACAAGGAUGGUGCUAAAGAGACCGAGUCCGGUGCUCAGAUGAAGGUGUUUUUACCCAAUAAACUGUUGGAGUGUUUGCCACCUACAUCAUCUCUACCCAAAGAAAGACUGCGCUGGAACACCAACGAGGAGAUCGCAUCGUUCCUGGUGUCUUUUGACAGACAUGAGGAGUGGCUCGCCUGCACUCUGAAGACCAGACCGCAGAACGGUGCCAUUAUCUUGUACAAUCGCAAGAAAGUCAAAUACAGAAAAGACGGAUACUGCUGGAAGAAAAGAAAAGAUGGGAAGACGACAAGAGAAGAUCACAUGAAGCUGAAGGUUCAGGGCAUCGAGUGUCUUUACGGUUGUUAUGUUCAUUCCUCCAUCGUCCCAACAUUCCACAGGAGAUGCUAUUGGCUGCUGCAGAAUCCGGACAUUGUGCUGGUUCAUUAUCUUAAUGUGCCGUCACUGGAGGAGAGCGUGAAAUCCUGCGGUCCGGUUUCAUGUCCACUGACAGACCGACGGGACAGUCUGCGCUGGAGCAGAGACGAACUGCUCUCACAACUCAAGCCCAUGUUCCACAGUAUGAAAUGGUCUUGUGGAGGUAUCAGUGCAGUGGAGUUCUCUGUGGAGCAGAUGGUUCAGCAGAUCCUAGAAACUCAGCAGACCAAACCACAACCCCGAACACACACCUGUCUGUGCGCGUCACCCGGCUCCAACAUUCCUCACCGCUGUACUAGCACGAAGCAUCGCAUUAUCUCCCCCAAACUGCCCACGUGUCCCGCCCCUUACCCUGCCCUCACGGAGCUGCAGAAUCUGGCUACUGAGAGCUCAGGAGGGGAGGCGGGUCAAGAGGUAGUGUCGGGUGAGGCUGUGGUGGCUGUGGUGCCUUCAGAGAGGAAAGUAACAUCCAGUAAGCCAGAGGAUUCAGGACGAGUCGAUACAGAGGACAUAGGUGUGGCUUCACCGUGCUCUUCCUCAUCCUCCUCGAGUCCACCCCAAACUCAACGAGCGGCGACCAUCACCCUUGGCAAUGGAAACGGAUACUACGGUGACCAGCGUGGAGGCCUGACAACUGUUGCCCUGCCGCGGAACGCGGUCAUCGUCAUGACGACGGCAGCGACAGUGGGCCGUGGAGGGGGAGAUUCUAAGAGCGAGCCAGGCCCCACGCGGCUAUCAGUCACCCGGGCCGGCAGCAGACUCGUACUGUCCCACGUACCGCCCAAACGUGACACGCCUCCUCCUCCAACCUCUCCGCCGAGCCCUGUCCCAGCCAAUCAGGGCGUGGCCACUCUGUCACUCACUCUACUUCCCUGUCCUGUGAUUGGGGGACUUGUACUGUCUGACCGCAUUAUCCCAGAAGCACCCGGAACACUCCUGCGGCCAACGUCUCCUUCGCCCUCCCUGCUCCCGUUCGACCCUGACUCUUUCCUUAACAGCCCUAAACAGGGUCAGACCUAUGGAGGCGCUGCCCACCCGUCCCAUAUCUCCAUCCACUCCAUCUACAGCUCCUCCACGCCAUCACCAGUUCCCUCAACAUCUCCUCAGGCUCCAUCUCUAGCUCUGUCAUUCUCGCCCACUUCUCCCUCAUCAUCUCUGUCUUCCCUCUCUUCAGAGACGGAGAGGAAGAGCGUUGCGGGUCGUCCCUCUUCCAGCCCGUCCUCACUGUCUCCUCUCUCACUGUCGCUUUCUCCAUCUCGCUCUACCCCCGAGCUGCUUCCGCUAUGCCUGGAGUCAUCUUUAGGUCUCGAUCCAUUGACCCAACCGCUAAGUCCCGCCCUCUGUACGCAGGGGCCCAUGUCGUCACUGUCAACAGAGGGGAAAGGUCCUCCUGCUGGACUUGAUACACAGUCUGCACCUAAUCACUUAAUGACCAUUCAGUUCUCACCUUCUCAGCACAUGAGUGACCAGUUGGUGUGUGCCAGUCAAGUCCAUACAACGUGUCCCUCCCUCGAAGUGUUGCCAACCAAUCAGUCGCUUCCCAAGGGGGAAGAGGUGCAGCUCCUCGCAGGCAACUCAACAUGCAUUCAGCAGCAGAAUAUGACCCCUCCCGCUUCCGGACCCAUAAAUGGACAGAUGAGUCCUGUACAGGUAAAGGAAGAGCGGUCUCCGCCCACUCAAGUGCACUUUGAAUCAGAAGUAACUCCAAUGGACACCACCUACAGUUCUGACUCCACCCACAUGGACAACCAGGAGACUGGGCUCACCUUUGACUCCACCUUCCCGGACCUCAUUUCUGAGCUGAUAACUGAGGACACCCUCAACCAUGCUCCAAACCCACCCGUUUACCCCGUAAGGUACAUGGUUCCACCUCAGCCAACACCCUCCACCUCGUUCUUACCCUUCCCUCUGCUCACACACAUGUCCAGCGGCUCUUUGGAGGACACGCACCGAUUGGCCAGCAUCACAGACUUCUCACCAGAGUGGUCUUACCCCGAGGGUGGAGUGAAGGUUCUGAUCACAGGUCCAUGGUCUGAGACGGACGCCAGAUACACGUGCGUGUUUGAUCAGAGUCGAGUUCCUGCAUCUCUCAUUCAGCCGGGUGUCCUGCGCUGUUACUGUCCUGCUCAUGAAGCAGGUCUUGUUGGUCUACACGUCUGGAUGGAUUCUCGUGUGGUUUCCUCUUCUGUGCUCUUCGAGUAUCGCGCCCGCAAUGCCUCGUCCUUACCCAGCUCACAGCUGGACUGGCUAUCACUGGAUGAUAAUCAGUUCAGGAUGUCCAUUCUGGAACGAUUGGAACAGAUGGAACGCAGAAUGACAGAAAUGAGACACAACAAUCAACAACAACAUGUGUAUCAAUAUCAUCAGCAACAACUACUCAACCAAAACCCUGCAACACGACUCACUCCUGAAAACCAGUCGGGUGUGUGGUUUGAGCACAGGAUCGUGGCUGUGUGUGAACGCAUGAUGUCGGGCGGUGGAUGGGAGCGAGACGCUGAGAGAGAGACGCUCACACACUCCGUGAGACAUCGAGGAAUGACGCUGCUUCAUCUGGCCGCUGCGCAGGGAUACACACAACUCAUACACACACUCAUACGCUGGAGGAGCCUGAAUGUCAACAGUUUGACUCUGGAACAGGAAGUGGAUCCUCUGAACGUCGAUCAUUUCUCCUGCACACCUCUGAUGUGGGCGUGUGCUCUGGGUCAUCAGGCAGCUGCGGUGCUGUUGUACCGCUGGAGCAGUGCGGCUCUGGGAAUCCCCGACUCUCUCGGUCGUCUGCCGCUGGCUGUGGCACAUUCACGAGGACACACCCGACUGGCACGCUGUCUGGAGGAGUUACACACACGUGACGGCCUCUCGCCCACAUACAGACCAUCCUCUCCACUGUCCAGCAGCCCAGACACCGGUUUAAGUUCGUCCAGCAGUGUCCCCUCUCCCAGUGAUCCGCCCUCACCCUCCCCUAGCUCCGCCUACUCCAGCGGUUCUGUUCCUGACCCCAUGGACUCCGCCUCCUCUCCCUCCUCUCCUCUGUCAGUACCGCCCCCGGCCGACUCUCUCUUCCUGAUGGACUAUGAGAUGGCAAGCCCCCCCGCUGCACCCCCUCCUCACAGCAACACGAUGUCUCUGGCCGAUGAGCUGCUGGACUACAGCGAGAACGCAGAGAACGAGGACUUCCUGUCAGCUGACAUCCUGCAGGUUGACAUGACAACACUGGCUGAGCAGAUCAUUGAGGCCACUCCUGAACGAAUCAAACAGGAGGAGUUUAAUCGAGAGGCGGAGUCACCGCUUAGAGAGAGGCGUGACAAUCCUGCCAUUCAUGACACCAUGCCCUGGCUAGCACCGUACCUCGAUACUGUGGACAGGAGCCUGUGCGCCGCCCCUCCCUCCCCCCUCAGUGAUUUGGCGCUGCAGAGGCUUCGGGUCCCGAGCAGUGCGGCGUGGGCGGAGUUCUUAAACGCCUCAGCCAAUGGAAGGAUGGAGAGAGAUUUUGCACUACUGACACUCACAGACACAGAACAGAGGGAACUGUAUGAAGCUGCACGUGUUAUACAGAACGCCUUCCGCAGAUACAAGGGGCGGAGACUAAAGGAGCAGCAGGACAUGGCGGCCGCAGUUAUACAGCGCUGUUACCGCAAAUACAAACAGCUAACAUGGAUAGCGUUGAAGUAUGCCUUAUAUAAGAAGAUGACGCAGGCAGCUAUAUUGAUUCAGAGUAAGUUUCGCAGUUAUUAUGAGCAGAAGAAGUUCCAGCAGUCGCGCCGGGCGGCCGUUCUCAUCCAGCAGUACUACCGCAGUUAUAAAGAGUAUGAGCGUGUCAAACAGGGACCCCGUGGCCCCGGGACCCUUAACUCCAGGAUCAAAGGAUCGUUCCUGACGAAGAAACAGGAUCAGGCUGCACGAAAGAUCAUGCGUUUCCUCAGACGCUGCAGACACAGAAUUAAAGAGCUAAAACAGAGUAAAGAGUUGGAGAGGAGAGGACUCACCACCUGACCACACACACACACACACUCUGAAUGUGCCAAAGAUGGCACUACUGGACUAUUUCUCUCCCCUUUACAAUGUAAGUUAUCAUCGUCAAAACAGUGACAGCAAGUGACUCAGAUGUGGGGAAAAAACAAGUAAAUGAUGAAUUAAUCCCCCAAAAAAGAGAAUGGCCUUUAGUUAGAGCAGAAUCUUAAAAGCUGAGAUAUACACUAAAUAAUGUCACAUACUGGAAAGACAUCAAGACUAUUUUUGCUAAAUCACCUGUCGAAACACACAAACACAAACGCACUGAUACACACAGUCUUUCAGUCAUGUUUACAGUCAAAUAAUACACACACGCAUGUUUGCCAUCGUUCAGUUUCACAUUUUUUCCAAGACUGCAGGACUUGAUUGACUGAGAGAGAGGAACAUUAAUAUUAGUGAGAGAUUUUUCUUUUCUUUGGUUGUUGACGCAUCAUUAAGUUUUCAUGUAUUUAUGGAUCUCUAUAUAAAUGUAAACGAUGUAUACUCACAUAUAUUAUCAUGAAGAGUUGAUUGUGUCCAUGUGAAUUUAUUUAUUGAGAUUCAGUAUUUUAUAGCGCUCGGCCUCACAGAAAGAAAAAGAGCAGCGCUCAUCAUGUUUAAUUCCAAAGUCUUAAAUCGUAGUUGCCAUGGUAACGCGAGGCUUAAAUGUAAUGAUGCCUAGUUCUAAUCACACAUUCUGGAAUAUUCUUAACAUUAACUUAAACAUGUAAACGCUCUUGUGUGUGGUGAAGUGACGCGCUGCUUUCUGCUGUUUGUACGUAAACCUGAAGAAAUGAAACUUUCUCUCGGUGUUCACUCCAGCGGCUUGUGCUCCAUACUAUUACACUGAAUUGUUGUUGGUUCAACACGAUGUAUUGAAGAAAUGGUUUGGAUUGGAACCUCAGUGGAUAGAAACAUCAAGAUGACGUUGACAUCUAUGUGGCGUGACUUUGAGCAGAUAAACGUUUUCGCCGCCUCAACGAGAAGUGGUGUCGUCAGUCCAAAUAGAUUUUGUGAGAUACAAUCGCUGUCUGUAAGAAGUUAUGUCACAAUAUACACACAAGGCCACCAGAGAGUGCCGAGAUGAAUCUGAGAGAAACUUCAUGACUCUUUUAGUUUGAUGUUUAAGAAAAGCACUAGGUAUCGUUUAUUUAUUGGAUAUUUGUUGAAUGUGCCUUGAGGUGUUUUUAUCUGAUUAAACGGUUCUGCGUCAUUGAAGAACCAUCAUGAAUCAUCUUUAUGCAUUAGUCUUGUAUAUAAUGUACAGUAUAAAGAGUUGGUGAACGUAUAUUUAAGACUGACGAUGUUUGAUUUAUUCUUCUGUACUGGCUGCUGAUGUGCACGCUUCUCUUGACAUCACCAGGUUUUAGUUUAGCAUGUUUUUGCUUGCUGGUGUUUGUUUGCAUGUUUGUUUCUGUUUAUAUUUCCACUCGCUUAAUCUGAUGUGACUAUUUAUUAUCAUUAUUAUGAUUGAUUUAUAGAAACGUUUGAAUUGAUUUUUACUCUAAACUCAUUCUUACAUUAUUGCUGAUAUUUGUUUGAGCUGUUCUACUGUUUCAUAACAUUUCAUUAAACAUCAAAUUCAAAUUC